Molecule: messenger RNA, 342 nt
Organism: Cuscuta europaea
Lineage: Eukaryota; Viridiplantae; Streptophyta; Magnoliopsida; Solanales; Convolvulaceae
Source: the annotation of a GenBank genome assembly
AAACUUCCGCCGCCUUCAUUGCCACCGUUGGCAACGGCUGACUCACAAUUCUUCGGUCUGUUGACCGAUCUUCUUCAGGAGGUUGAGUCUCUAUCUAAUCAAGAAGAAGUGGAGUUAUGUGCCAAGAUACAGUCCCUGGGUCUGGAAGUCACUAAGGUUCCUUCAAAAUCAGCACAUAAUCUUGAUGAGGUGGAGAUUGCUAAUGAGUUGGAUAAGUUAUCAUCAAAGCUAAAGGAUGUAGACAAUAUGGUUUCCUCAGCAAUGGUGAACGAUCCACAGGUCAUGUCUCUCUUAAGCACCACUUCCGAUUUGUGGAUGCCCAUUGUUACUGCAAGUACGACU